CAGAAAUCCUUAAAGCGCUCAAAAAAUAUAAAAUUUAAACAAAAGUUUAAUAUCUACAGUUCCGUGACAACUGGGGAAACUACUGAGCCUGUGUGUUAUGGUCGGAAGCUCCCUAACAGCUACGAAAGGAACCUUGUGGCUCUUUCUUUCAUCUCAUUCACGCCAAGCUGAAGCCUUGCUGAGCCUUUACCUGGGGGAGAAUGGAGAAGCCAAGGGACUAUAAAGCCUGGACCUCCACACGGGGAGCCAUGUGAGCGGUACCCCUCCACCCACUUCACAGUACAGAAGUCCCCCAACUGUCUGCACUCUGAGCUGGGGAGCACAACCAGGAUUUUUUCCCUCCCCUCCUCUCCCUGGAACCUCCACUUUCAGGGCUUGCGUGGAGAGACUCUCCAGGGCUUGGCGUACCCCAGUGGGAGACACUCAUCUCUUGGGCACUGGUUGGGGUGUGAGUGCCCCCUGGUCUGGAGGCCAGCCAGCAGCACUCCAGCACCAUGGAUUACCUGUUUGGGAUUGUAGUGCUGCUGUGCGGGGCGGUGCAGCCAGGAAAAGGUGUUGAGCCCAAGCACAACGUACCCAGGCUAAAACUGUCAUACAAGGAGAUGUUAGAGUCCAGUAACCUCAUCACCUUCAACGGCCUGGCCAACAGCUCGAGCUACGACACUUUCCUUCUGGAUGAGGAACGAGGGAGACUGCUGGUCGGAGCAGAGGACCACAUCUUCUCAUUUGACCUCGUCAACAUCAACAGAGACAACAAGCAGAUUGCGUGGCCUGCUACCCCCUCUAAAAGGGAUGAAUGCAAGUGGGCAGGGAAAGACUUUGGGAAAGAGUGUAAUAACUUCAUCCGGGUCCUCCAACCCUACAACCAGACCCACUUGUACAUCUGUGGCACAGGAGCCUUCCACCCCAUCUGCGCCUUUCUGGAAAUGGGCAAGAAGGCAGAGGAGAACAUCUUUCGUCUGGCCUCACAUUUCGAGAACGGCCGCGGGAAAAGCCCCUACGACCCCAAAAUGCUCUCAGCCUCACUUCUGAUCGAUGGAGAGCUGUACUCCGGCACAUCUGCUGAUUUCAUGGGAAGGGACUUCGCUAUUUUCCGUACCCUGGGAGACCAUCAUCCAAUCAGAACAGAGCAGCAUGAUUCAAGAUGGCUGAAUGACCCCCGGUUUAUCGGUGUAAGCUUGAUCCCAGAAAGUGACAACCCUGAAGACGACAAGAUCUUCCUGUUUUUCAAAGAGAACGCCAUGGACGGAGAGCACACUGGCAAGGCUACCAUCGCCAGGAUAGGACAACUGUGUAAGAACGACAUGGGAGGUCACAGGAGUCUGGUGAACAAGUGGACCACUUUCCUCAAGGCCCGGCUAAUGUGUUCAGUGCCCGGGGUGAACGGCAUUGAUACACACUUUGAUGAGCUACAGGAUGUGUUUCUCAUGAGCUCCAAGGACCCAAAGAAUCCAGUUAUCUACGCUGUAUUCACCACGUCCAGUAACAUCUUUAAAGGCUCAGCGGUGUGUAUGUACAACAUGGCAGACAUCAGGAGGGUUUUCCUGGGUCCCUACGCCCACAGAGAUGGACCCAACUACCAGUGGGUGCCUUUCCAAGGGAGAGUGCCCUAUCCCCGCCCUGGCACUUGCCCCAGUAAGACAUUUGGAGGAUUCGACUCUACAAAGGACCUGCCUGACGAUGUCAUCACAUUUGCCAGGGGUCACCCAGCCAUGUACAACCCAGUGCACCCGAUAGGGGGGCGUCCCAUCAUGGUGCGGACAGACGUAGACUACCAGUUCUCCCAGCUUGUGGUGGACAGAGUGGAGGCAGAGGAUGGACAGUAUGAUGUCAUGUUCAUUGGAACAGACAUGGGCACAGUGCUGAAGGUAGUGACGAUCCCCAGAGAGAGCUGGCAUGACCUGGAAGAGGUGGUGCUGGAAGAGAUGACUGUUUUUAGGGAGCCUACUCCCAUUACUGCUAUGGAGCUGUCCACCAAGCAGCAACAGCUGUACCUUGGCUCAGCGCUGGGCGUAUCGCAGAUGUCUUUACAUCGCUGUGAGGUGUAUGGGAAAGCUUGCGCUGAGUGCUGCCUGGCCAGAGACCCUUACUGCGCCUGGGACGGCACCGAGUGCUCGAGAUAUUUUCCUACCGCCAAGAGGCGGACCAGAAGACAGGACAUCAGAAACGGAGACCCUCUCUCCCAGUGCUCAGAUCUUCAGCAUCAUGAAGACACGGACGGCGCAGGAGGCAGUGUGGAGGACAGGAGUGUGUAUGGCGUGGAGAACAGCAGCAUGUUCCUGGAGUGCAGCCCCAAGUCUCAGAGAGCGCUCAUUUACUGGCAGCUACAGAAGCCCAACGACGAUCUCAAGCACGAGAUCAAGCUAGAUGACAGGGUGGUCCGCACAGACCAGGGUUUGCUCAUACGCAGUCUGACCCAGUCUGACACAGGGGUCUACCACUGCCAGGCUGUCGAACACGGGUUUAUCCAGCCCCUACUGCGUCUCAACCUCCAGGUCAUCCCCACACAGAGACUGGGUGACAUCCUACCUGCUCUUUCUGGUGCAGGAGGCGGGGUGGGCCACUCUCCCAAGCACAGGCUGUGGUAUCGAGAUUUCCUGUCUCUCCUGGACCACCCAGACCUCAACAGCGUGGAGGAGUUUUGCGAUCGAGUUUGGAAGAAAGAGCGCAAACAGAAGAGGGUGAAGACGCCCAAUGACAACAGUCAGGGUAAACCUGACAGCACCGGCAGUACUAACACCGCAUUACGGCCCAAAGCUCCCCACACCCAGAAGCAGCAAGCCAGUCCACCACAGAGCAGGCCAUGGCUCCAGGCAGGAGCUCCAACAGUGGAAGGGCCAGCACGGAGCCAGAAUACUCAGAAAGGUCAACCAAAUCUGGGUAUGUUGAGUAGCCAGGCACCUAAGAACAACCAGAAUCUGCAAAACAGCCAAAAGGGCCAGGGCAGCGUGGCCGCUUCUCAAGCGGUGACGGGGUCUCGUGCGGGCAGCCAACACGCGGCCAAGUGGAGACGGAUGCAAGAAAACAAGAAGGGACGCAACAGGAGGACCCAUGAGCUUCAAAGACCCCCACGUAGCGUUUGAGGGAGAAAAAAAAGCACAGAGAUGCACACAUGCAACCAGAUCUACACACACAAGCACAAACCCAUGCAUCCACACAUAUACACACAAGCACAUUCUAUAGAUUGUGUAUCCAAUGUAUGAUUCAGUGACCUCGCCAUGAGAACAGCAGAACAAAUGCCCAUUAACACACAACACACACUUAUAGGUAGACACACAUGAACUGCACUCGUGUAACAACAAUAAAGCUCUCAUUCAAAGACAAAUACACCUGUGAAGAGGACAAAGAUGAACAGAGGACUGAAAAACUGGAUUGCAUACUGUAAAUGUGCGAGAAUAUGGCUGGUUGCCUGGGAAUACUGCCUGGCGGACACUUCAACCUCCUGUACAUAAGUUACUAAAAUAAGAGUGGGACAAAAAUGUCUUGCGAGGUGUUUGUUGCAGAUGGACUUAAUAUGCUGAGAGGACAGUUGUGGGGACAUUAAUAGAUACACAGACAUUUAUGGAAGCAGAAAUUAUGCAUUCACUGCAGCCUGCUGCCCUCUUUGACCUGAGCAUGUGAACUGCAAGAUAGUGUACAUGGAAUGGAAUUAAAAACUCUUAUUUUGAA
This is a messenger RNA of Micropterus dolomieu (smallmouth bass), 3669 nucleotides long. It is a transcript of the gene sema3aa, whose product is annotated as sema domain, immunoglobulin domain (Ig), short basic domain, secreted, (semaphorin) 3Aa. The record is from RefSeq and is a predicted model, not a curated record. The transcript is spliced from 18 exons. Gene Ontology annotation, molecular function: semaphorin receptor binding; neuropilin binding; chemorepellent activity. Gene Ontology annotation, biological process: semaphorin-plexin signaling pathway; motor neuron axon guidance; negative regulation of axon extension involved in axon guidance. Lineage: Eukaryota; Metazoa; Chordata; Actinopteri; Centrarchiformes; Centrarchidae. The coding region runs from base 495 to 3083 and encodes 862 amino acids.